This is a messenger RNA of Cololabis saira (Pacific saury), 2653 nucleotides long. Its product is annotated as inositol polyphosphate-5-phosphatase A-like. NCBI's taxonomy places the organism in Eukaryota, Metazoa, Chordata, Actinopteri, Beloniformes, Belonidae. The transcript has 14 exons. Gene Ontology annotation, biological process: phosphatidylinositol dephosphorylation. Bases 73 to 1080 code for a protein of 335 amino acids. The record is from RefSeq and is a predicted model, not a curated record. Gene Ontology annotation, molecular function: inositol-polyphosphate 5-phosphatase activity.
GUCCAGUCCCACAAGCCUCACUUUCUGGCGGUGCACUGUCAAGAAGUGGGCGGGAAGAACUACGAGGCGUCCAUGUCACACGUGGAUUGUUUUGUCAAAGAGCUGAUGUCCAGCGAUUGCAUGAAGGAGUACAGCAGGGCCCGCGUCUACCUCGAUGAGAACUACAAGUCCCAGGAGCAUUUCACGGCUCUGGGGAGUUUCUACUUUAUCCACGACUCUUUGAAAAACCUCCACCAGUUUGAUUUCAAAGCCAAGAAAUUCAAGAAGGUGGUUGGAAAGGAGACGUGUUCAGAGACACUAGAAAGCACAACCUCGCUGGAGAAGGAGAAGUUUCCACAGGACUACUUUCCUGAGUGCAAGUGGUCCAGAAAGGGAUUCAUCAGGACCCGAUGGGCCCUGGCUGACUGUGCCUUCGAUCUGGUCAACAUUCACCUUUUCCACGACGCGUCCAACCUGGUGGCCUGGGAGAACAGUCCUUCCGUUUACUCCGGGACCCGGCAGAAGGCCCUGCGCUACGUCCUAGACAGGAUCACGGACCAGCGAUACGAGAAGGUGCCAUACUUCGUCUUUGGAGACUUUAACUUCCGGUUGGAUUCAAAGCAAGUUAUUGAGACUCUCUGCUCCACCGCCACCAUGCAAACAGUCAGAAUCGCCGACACCAAUGAAGUUGACAAGCUAAUAUUCCGAGAAAGCGACAACGACCGCAAGGUUAUUCUUCAACUUGAAAAGAAGCUUUUUAAUUAUGUCAACCAGGACGUUUUCCGGGAAAACAAUGGGACCUCACUUUUAGAGUUUGACAAAGAACUGUCAGUGUUCAAGGAUCGGCUGCAUGAACUGGAGAUCUGUUUCCCACCCAGUUACCCGUACAGCGAGGACAGCAACCAGGGGAAGCAGUACAUGAACACCCGCUGCCCCGCCUGGUGCGACCGGAUCCUCAUGUCCGCCGCCGCCAGAGACCUUUUUUUAAAGCCUGAAAAUGAAGAGAAACCCGUAGUGUAUGAUAACAUUGUGGCCCAAUGUCUGCAUGGGGGACCACAAGCCCGUCUUCCUGUCCUUCCGAAUAGCAGCGGGGGCAGGUAAACCUAAUGCAAAUAAGCACAAGUGUUGUGUGGUGCAGUGAUUUCGUGGGAAGUGUUGCCAAAGGGGGGAGAACAUAAUCCGUGAAGCGCCGAUGUGAGAACCACCGGAGAAACGCACAAACACACACUCACACACACACACACACACACACACACACACCUUUGCACAAGCGAACACUGAAGAACCGAGACGAACUCUUUGAGCGGAGCAGCCGUCGUCGUCCACGCAGCAUCCCGUCUCCCUCCACCAAACACUUGGACGAGCACCCGAAGGCCCCGGCACACACACACUCUCACUCACACACACUCACACACACACACACACACACACACACACUCACAUCGCUGACCUCGACGUUGCCACGCAACCCCACAGAAGAAGAAGCAAGAAGAGCGGCGAGCAGACGGACAGACGGCUCUCUUCCACGCCACAAGCCUCGUUGCCAAAACUCUAAAAUCAAGUCGUACUACACACUUUUAGACGCCGUAACCGGCCGUUUUUAGGUAAAAAGCCUCCGUGUAUAGAAGCUACUUUCCAUACAAUGUUUAAUUAAGGUGUUUUAAAAAAAGAAAAGAAAAGAAAAGUGCAAUGCGAAAAAAAAAAAAAGUUGUAUAUCUAUAUUGUUUAGGUUUAUUUGUACAUUUGACAGUAUAACAUAGAGAGACUUUGAUGAUGGUUUUAUUGCCGUUUUUUUUUUCUUCUCUCGACCGAAAACCUCGAAAACGGUCGGUAAAAUAGAUCUCAUCCGUAGUUUAUUUAACACGCCUGACACCAUCAGUGGAGUUUUCAUUUUAUAUGCUGUACUUUUUAAAGAGAAGAUAAUUUAUAAAUCUUACCAAAAUGUUGAUGCUGAAAAAAAAAAAGAGUGCACAGAAACGGCGGGCGUUCCUGUUGCCACGGAAACCUGGAGUGGAGAGCAGCAGAAAAAACCUGUUCAGCGAUUUAUUGCCUAUCCAAGAAUGUUUUAAGCAGUGCCAUAGACCAAGCAAGUAUAUAUAAGAUAAUGUUUCAUAUAUAUAUAUGUAUGUAUACAUAUACAUAUAUGUGUAUAUGUAUGUAACUCUCACGUUAUGUCAUUAUUAUUAUUCGUACUCUAACUUAUUUCUAUAAUAUUAUGGUUCUGAAUGUGAUAUUUUAGACAGGCUUGGGUGUCCUUAAAAGUGUAAACUGUUUUCUUUUUGUCUUAUUUUUUUGUUGUUACUGCAUAAUGGUGCCAAGUUUUCUGCACAGAGAAGAGAGAGAGUUCAGCAGUUUGUCUGUAAACGGUGUUGACUAGAAAGAAAAGAAAGCCGAGGAAGACAGCAGGGACUCUUGUGCACGUAGCCGUCGGCAGCCGGAGCAUUAAAGCUGCGCUUCCUUUUCUUUUCCUCUUGUUUUUAUUGAUUUGGUUUACCACACUACAGGUUUCAGACUUGUCGCUGAAGCCGCCACAAUGAUCCUCCGGGAUGCUUUUGUUUUGUUUUCACCAGAAUCACAAGUGGAAGUUUUUUUUUUUUUUUUGCUUGCUGCAGAAUUGUCUUGUGCAAUUUGAUUUUUUUUUUUUUUUUUUUUUUUUUAGGCAAAAUGUUUAAAA